Molecule: messenger RNA, 3736 nt
Organism: Anopheles gambiae (African malaria mosquito)
Lineage: Eukaryota; Metazoa; Arthropoda; Insecta; Diptera; Culicidae
Gene: fuss
Product: SKI family transcriptional corepressor 1
Exons: 4
Coding region: 1213-2868 (551 amino acids)
Biological process (GO): negative regulation of BMP signaling pathway; negative regulation of transcription by RNA polymerase II
Cellular component (GO): nucleus; transcription regulator complex
Molecular function (GO): RNA polymerase II cis-regulatory region sequence-specific DNA binding; DNA-binding transcription factor activity, RNA polymerase II-specific; SMAD binding
Source: RefSeq, a predicted model, not a curated record
GUGCAGGAAGUGUGGUGUUGUAAAAAGGGGUUUUGGUGAAAUUUUACAUCUUUCGAAGAAAAAAAAAACGCAUUGUUCGCUCUCAGCCGAGAGCAAACACGUCAACGCGAGAGUGUUGGUUGUUCACGCUGCAGUAGUAUUGGUGGGAGCGAAAAUAAUUCUGAAGUUGCGCCACGACGUCGCACUAGUGCUAGCGCGAAAGCAGCGGAGAGGAGAUUGUGUUGUUUGAAAAUAAUACCAACACCCGUUCAAUGUAUGGGUGUUUACAUUUGUGAGACAUCACGGGCAGUGGUUUUCUGGGCUCGUCGUCGUCGUCGUGGUUGUUAUUGGUGAUUCGCUGGUGCAGUCCCUGCCGAGCGGGCCAGUGUCAAAAGCGCUCGCCAGUGAAUACCUUCGAUUAGUAAUGGCGAAUCGCAGUGCCCUUUGACAAGUGCUCCUAGUGAUUGCCAUCGCCACAAAAUUAAAUACCCAUCGCUCCAGCGCGAGCUUGCAUCUUGCCCAUUUCGCUCGGUUUUGUUGCGAGGUGCAUUAUUGCAUUGUGAUACAUUCAACAAAAUCAAAUGAUGUGAAUUUGUUUGCCCUUCCUUGUGGGUGUGUGCGUGUGUGUGCGUGCGUAAAUGUGUGUAUGUGUGUGCGUGUGUGAGUUUUACGGUUUCAUAUGAAGCGAAAAUUGGGCGAGAAAGUUCAGAAAAGCGCCGCGUUUAAAUGCCUGCUUUGAUCAAUAUCUGUUAACCAAUGGUUAGCUAAAUUCGAGGCACCAGCGAGGCCACACUGUGCAAAGUGAUAGUUUUGAAAAGUGAAGUUUUGUAAAGAAUUGAGAAGAAACAAGCACACACCCACCAUUACGGCCGCGACAGCAACGGUUGUAUUGCCGUUCACCAUCUUUUUAUUUCGACUGAAGUCUUCUGGGCAAUGCUAUUGUGCGUGAAGAGAGGUUUUGCAUUGGUUGCUGGAAAAGAUAGGUAAAAAAAGAUUGAAGCUAGUAGAAGAAAAAAACAACCUUUCCGAAACAGAUCCAUCAGUGAGGUACGAGUGAAACGUGAGGUACGCAAAGGGCAAUAAAUAAAGCGGAUAUCGCUUGGCAUUGUCUCGAGAGUGCCCGAGAGCUACACGGGGUUCACCUGCACCGCAUCCGGAGAACUGGGAAAAGGGAAAACAAUAGGAAGCGGAUUCUAGCGAUUGCCGACCGAGCUGGAAAAGAAGGCAGGCAGGAUGUCGUCAAAAAACAUACCAGCUGAUAAGAUCCGCACGGUAUACAUCUAUGGACAACCGAUCAUCUCGCUGUUUGUGGAGAACCAGGAGCGGCUCUGUCUGGCACAAAUUUCCAGCACGCUGCUGAAAGACUUUAGUUACAAUGAAAUCCACAAUCGCCGCGUUGCACUCGGUAUCACCUGCAUCCAAUGUACGCCAGUGCAGCUGGAGAUCCUACGACGGGCCGGGGCAAUGCCGGCCUCCUCCCGGCGCUGCGGCAUGAUCACACGGCGUGAGGCGGAGCGUUUGUGCAAGUCGUUUUUUGGCGAAUGCUCGCAACCGGCACUACCAGAAGGGUUCGCCUUCAGUGUGUACCACGAGUGUGCCUGGGGUUGCACGGGAUCGUUCUCGCCGGCGCGCUACAACUCGUCGCGUGCCAAAUGCAUCAAGUGUGCGUACUGCAGCCUGUUCUUCUCGCCGAACAAGUUCAUCUUCCAUUCGCACCGGCUGAGCCCGCACGACAAGUACGUGCAGCCUGACGCAGCCAACUUCAACUCCUGGCGGCGCCAUCUGAAGCUGCAGGGCAGUCCGCCAGAGAAGAUCAUUCACGCCUGGGAAGACGUGAAGGCCAUGUUCAAUGGAGGCACCCGCAAGCGGUACAUCCUCUCGACCGCGCGAAAGUACGCCGGUGGCUCAACGCCGGCAUCAUCUGCCGCGCAAUCUUCGGCCGUUUCUAGCAGCGGCAGUGGUUCGGGUGGUUCGGCCGGAGGAGGAGGCUCCGUCACAGUAACAUCCCGCCCGUCACCAUCGUCGUCGCUGGAGAAACCGACGCCGCUAGUGGUGAUGCCAACGCCGACGCACGCCGAACCACGUCAAAUUCUGCCCGUACUCGGCAGUGGCAUUGUCGUACCGAAAAAGGAAUACUCGGACCUGCAGCCGAUCGAUGCGACCUACAAUAGUGACAGCUGCAGCAACAGCACGAGUCCGUUUGCUCACAUUCCGCAUCUGCUCUCGAGUAACAGCUCGAGUGUGUCCGCACCGUCGGCUGGAGGUAUGCGCGCCAAUGCGACAGUACCACCGGUGACAGCCGCCCCAGGUGGUGGUGGUGGUACUCCGGGAAGCAUCGCGUCUCCCGUAGCGACCCCGGUAAUGGUUGUUCCGGCCACCGUACCAACACCAUCCAGCUGUAGCCCAUCGGCAACGGUUGUAUCAACAGCGGCGGCGGCCGCUGCGGCUGCUGCUGCUGCAGCGGCGAUGGUAUCAAAUCAUGCAGCGGCCACCUCCACCGUGGUGACCAGUUCGGCAGCGGUUGCUGCAGCCAACUUCGGAUUCAAGCUGUCCUGUCUGCAACCGUUCGCUUUUAACGGCAUCGGUCACUUUCCGGCAAUGGUGCCGAGUACGGCCGGAUACCUGGUGCCGCUGUUGCGUCCCACCAACCCGAAAAGCAUUUCGGCAGCCGCUAUGUCCGCAUUUAAGCCCGUGGUAAGGGCGCGAAAAAGGUAUGGAAUUGGCACCUCAGCCCUGGUGAGGUGGAGUGGACCAGAUCAGCAAGGAUCUUUGGGGAAAUGUUUGUUAAAUCUGCUACUAGGCGGCUUAAUUGUGCUAUUGCACCACGAUUGUUGUCACCCUGUCACACUUGUCACACUUGUCACGAACGUUAUUUCAACCGAUCAGUAAUUUACGCAUCAUCACGAACGUUAUCCACCAAUCGGUGCGCCGGAUUCGAUGUGCCGGUGGUAAUUUUUUUUUAUCUAAACUUUAAUACCUUUAAUGGAAAUGAAACAAACGGGCUCUUACUAAAAUCAUAGCAAAAUGAAUGACUGUGUUUAUGAUUUUGUUAAAAGCAUGUUUGCCCAUCUUCCAAAAGCUUCUACCCGCACAUCAUAGUUUCGAUAGUUUCUCUCGAUUGUUUCAAAGCUCGCAGAAGAAACAUGCUUCCGCGAUGCUGCACACUUCUACCGGGGGGUUGGUUUGUGCAGCCCCCCGGGCUGUGGAGGUGGCAAGACAUUGUUGUACAAUCAUGACAUCUAGUUGUCUAUCCACUAAUUGUCGCUUCUGGAACUGGCCAGCCAAAAGAGUGUCCAGUCCUUGUCCCUGCCUGGUGGUGUUAGCGGAACUGUCGCAACCGUUUGCUAACCGCCUUGUUUCUGCUUCUCGGUGCUUUCGCGGAAAUCCCUUUCUUCGGUUUUGGAUGAUUUGGCCGGAGUUGAGCGUUUCUUGAAAGGAGAAGGUGGCUGGAGGUGUUGCUUUUCUUGCGAAGAGUUAAGCGAAGAUGACGUUGAAUUGUCCUGCAAUUGGAGCAGCACACGCAGGCUGAAUCUUUAACCUGCGCUCUCACCGUAAUCAUGGAUAGUCUCGAAAGGAAUUAAGCCGUAACUUCUGGUUGCGAAAAUUGUUGAUUGGUAUAAAACUUGAUCACACAGAUUUUCACAGAGAAGUACAGAAGAGUUAUCCAGGCAGAUAAAUCUGCGACUAAUACUCGUCAGUGGCAAGACGAAAGAAUUCCUCUUCAGUCAGACGGACUCAGCCGGCGACAUAGCACUCA